AUGGCCCACAAUCCCACCUCAACUGCUUCGGUCAAGCGAGCCUGCGAUAGAAAGGUCAAGUGCUUCAGAGAAGGCACCGCGCCAUGCAAGAAUUGUAUUUCUGCUGGCCUUGCAUGCACAUACAAUGCCAUUCCGCAAAAGAAAGGUCCCAAGAGCUCCCGUGCUAAAGUCCUUUCUGAACUCCGCGAAACCCAGCGCAACGCUCAGCUCGCUGCUGGUUACCCAACCGAUCUCGGCUUUGACGGACGCUCACUGCCAGCCACAUUUGCCCGCACCCAAGGGCUGUUACCCCCCGCUCUCGUUGAAAGCUGCAUAGAAUACUUCUUCAACCAUGUUUACCCCUCAGAGCCUGUCCUGCAACCUUUGGCGGCGCAGGAAGCAGCCGUUGACAUGGAUCGCUCCACUGAAUCGUACUGUAUGAUUGUUGCAGUGUGUGCAUACGUCAUGAUUCAGGCCAACCACAAACCACUCAUCAGCGUGCUCCCUCGUCCAGAGAUGGCUCACAUGUCAAAUGUCAGUGUUGGUCACAUACUCCUCGAAGAAUCAGUCCGCGUGCGACAAAGCUACGAUCACCGCGAGAACCCCACGCACACCAGCGUGCUUACCUCGUGGUUUUACAGUGGCUGCUACUUUGGACUCGCGCGAGAGAACACAGCCUGGACAUAUCUCCGAGAAGCCACAACACACGCGCAACUACUGGGUAUGCAUGACGAGGAGACCUAUAAACACGAUUCCUUGGAUGUAUCCCGAAAGCGCGUCCUCUACUGGCUUUUGUUCAUCUCCGAACGAACCUACGCUCUACACAAACACCGACCUAUCACAUUACACCCCACCAUACAUCUUCCUGAAUUAUAUGAAGUACUCACGGACCGGCCAAUUGCGGUUGGACUGGGGCUCAUGAUCAACAUGUUCAAGAUUAUUGACGACACCUUUAUCAACCUGUGGAAUCGGGUACACAACACACAUGUGAGCGCUGCAUGGAUAACGCAGGUGCAGACGCAGCUUUCAGAGGCCGUGCCUGCAUAUUCCGAAUGCAGCGAGGCGCAAGAGGUGCAAAUUCGUAUCACUCAGCAGUGGCUGAAGUCACAGACCUGGCAGCUCAGUGUUUGUCAAGGGCUUGUAAGCAGCGUCUCAAAUGACGUGCCGCUCACAUUCAAGUACCCGAUCGAAAUCGCCCGCGACCUGCUCACAAUCUCACACCAGUUCUCGCAGCAAUCCAUAGAAGUCCACGGCGUCGGCUUGAUCGAGAAAUUGUUCGACAUAGCCUGUUGUUUGACUGACGGGGUCGCUUGCACAUCCAUCUCACCAGACGCAUUUGCCCUUGGACCUCGAGACUACGUAUCGCGGUUCUUGACGCUCAUCUCGACACUGCGCGGAGGACAGUCGCGAUAUCUUCCUCUCCUACUGGCCAAACUGUCCGAAGUCCUGCCCAAUUUACCGCUUCCCCGAUCUCUAAACCUCCCCCAGACGGUUCCCGCAUCGAUGCUCGGCCUUAAUGCUACUAGUCCGGGGACACUUCCCUCCAACGUCGCCAAAGACUUUUCAGCAAGUCCCGCAUCAUCUUUGCCCUCGUAUUAUUCCAACGAUCUCAUUCGACGGCCGGCCGCUCAAACUGGUGCCCAACUUCCUUUCAACACGGCUCAGCAAUCCAUGAUUCCUGCCCCUACCAUCCACGUCGGCGAUCUGUCGCUGUACGACACUUCACACAACACUUCAUAUUCGACGACAACUAGUCUAUACGAAGCCUCUAUGUCAUAUCAUAUGCAAAACCACUGGAUAGGUGUCAAUGCAACAGGAUACGAUCCCAGGUUUUUCAUCCAAAACUACCCUUUGGAUCCCAUGAUAAACAAGAAAUAG
This is a messenger RNA of Exserohilum turcica Et28A, 1857 nucleotides long. RefSeq lists its product as uncharacterized. Gene Ontology annotation, biological process: DNA-templated transcription; regulation of DNA-templated transcription. The record is from RefSeq and is a predicted model, not a curated record. Lineage: Eukaryota; Fungi; Ascomycota; Dothideomycetes; Pleosporales; Pleosporaceae. Gene Ontology annotation, molecular function: DNA binding; zinc ion binding; DNA-binding transcription factor activity, RNA polymerase II-specific. The coding region runs from base 1 to 1857 and encodes 618 amino acids. The transcript has 5 exons.